CUCCAGUGUACUCCCAGCUUCAUAUUUUUUUAUACUUUUUUUUCACACCAGCAUACCCCACAUUUUUAGAAUGCCAGAGCAGGCGACGUUUGUUGCGCUUGACAAUGUCGUAAAUGGAUGGCGACAGCGCGUGCUAUUUACCCUCGACACCACUAUAUGGGGUCGUAUCUGGGAGGUAGUGGACUUUGUGCUGAACUUGGGCCUAUGUGUGAUCUACAUUAUUAACACGACAGUGGUUGAUCCAAAGACCCACGAGCCGCUUCCAAUCCCCACAGCAAACCGGCAGAUAGAAUUUGUAUUGGCAGUGGCACUUUUGAGCCAGUAUAUUACACGGUUCGUAAUCAUCAAUGCAAAUCCGCGACCUCUAGAGCAUGGCGUUCUUUUCAUGGCAGUCAUAGCACCGAUGGUUGCUUACGUGCUUGGCGAGCACAAUGCAAAAGUCCGCAGCAGCUACCUGAGUGCGGGUGUGCUGGCCAUUUUCUACCCAGCCCGGUUUCUGAGGAUGCUAUACGCGGUAAAUCGGAUUUUGGCGUCCGCGGCAGCGUCAGAAGGUAGAUUCCGCCUGACACUGAUCAAGCAGGAGGCGUCGUCACUUGCAUCUGAUAUUGCCGUGGUCAUCAUGGGGUUUGCAAGCCUAGUGCAUUCUGGCAUCUACUGGUACAGCCAAACAAACAACAUCGACUUUACCGGAUUCACAUAUCUAGACGCGAUAUACUUUGUAUCAAAAAACAAGCUUCCAUUAGUGAGUGCCACAAGCCCAAGCACGAACAUCCCGCAGAGCACGUUCUCUGAAAUAAUUUCGAUCGUGAUCGUCGCACUGGUCGCCUUCACAGUACCGCCCCGGAUCUCAAAGCUGAUCGACUUGACGAUAAAGACAUCAGCAUAUGCAAAGACCGUAUCUCUGCCCAAGGCUACACGACACGCGCUAGUGUGUGGACAUAUUGGCGUGGACUCGGUGCAGCUGUUUCUGCACGAGUUUUUCAAUGCCGACCAUGGCCCUAACAUCUUCCGCACAACAAUCGUUAUUCUGCAUCCUGACGAGCCGGACAUGGAAAUGAAAGCACUGCUGUGCGAUCCGGCAUUUGCAAACCGCGUUUUCUAUGUCAAAGGCAGAGCCACCGGCCUCAAGGCACUGCAGCGUGCACGCAUUGAUUUGGCUACCUGCGUGUAUAUCCUGGCUGAAAAACACUGCCACGGCACCGGUGUUGAGGAGGAUGCCGAACUGGUUCUGAUCGCAUUGGCGCUCAGUGCAUUCAGAAGUCGAGUGGUCUACAAGCCCGUCGAUGAGAUGCUAGCCCACGCGCAGCCCAAGUUCAGCGUGUAUGCGCAGACAAUACUGCCAGGUAGUAUUGCGCACAUGAUGUACCUGCAGACAACGCGUGUUGUCUCUGUCGACGAGAUGCGUAUGGGCAUAAUGGCACAGAACAGUGCAACGCCGGGAUUUGCAACCCUGGUAUUCAUGCUCUCCAAGUCGAUGGGCAACGAGCCCGAAUGGGACUUUUCUGGCGUGCUAGCAGAGGCAAUUGCAGAGUCAUCUGAUGAGGGGUGGGUCAAGAACUACAUUCACGGAUUUGGGCUCGAGAUCUACCAGGCUAAGGCUCCUGGGUCGCUGCUGGGGAAGUCGUUUUUCAAGGUAGCACGCUACUUUUACCGCUGUCAUGGGCUGUUGGUAUUCGGAGUUGGCGCAUUCUCACCUACUCGCUCGCCACAGGUCCAUACUCCACACCAUCCAUCGAUUGACAACGACAUGGGGCACUACCAGGUCUUGCUUGCACCACGAAACUACAUACUGCGCAAGUAUGAUAUACUGUUUGCGAUCUCAACUGACGUGCAGUCUGUUGUUGAUGCCAUGGUGUUUGCCGAACGUGUCACCAUCAGGACUAGCAAGGCACAGCAAAGGACAUUGCCGCCAGACGUGCCGGAUCCCGUACCACUUUCGCCAAUCUCUAUUUCAUCGACACGAUCGCGAAUGCCGUUCUUUGGAUUCUUGACUCCGGCGUCGCCAAUGUCCCCAGCAAGAAAGCUGAUGGAUUUCGAGGAGCCCACCACGCCAGUGCAGAUCGGGAGUCCGCGGCGUGUGAUCGUGCGUUCGAAUGGCAGUGUUAAGCGGGCACGAGGCACCAACUACAUUAGCGAUGGUGACAGCGAGUACUUUUCGCCCAGUCGCACUGUGGCAGAUCCCCAUCCGCGGGAAAAGAGCUAUCCAGAAUUCACCCCAUACAAAGGCCUAGUCGGGUCCCGUGCGGAGCGCAUCGUGAGACGGUCAGAUCCCGUACCAUCGGAGAUCCAGGGGCACAUUGUCAUAUGUGAUGCCAGCAACAUGUUCCCGCGAAACAUCGAGCUGCUGGUGCAGUCGCUGAAGCAGGCUUUCGAAGAUGACGAGCUACCAAUUGUCAUUCUGUCGUCUGCCAAAAUGGAUCGUAUGGUGGAGCUGGUGCUGGAUGACUUGGCGAACGUCUAUAUAGUGCGUGGCACACCGCUGUCACAGGCCGACUUGCGGCGCACCCAUAUCGAGCAGGCUCAGAAGGCAAUCGUGCUGGGGGGUUGUGGCGGGCGAACUGAUAAAGAUAUUGGUGACUCGAGCAAUGAUUCAGCAGCGAUACUGGCCAACAUGAACAUCCAGUCUGUCUGUGGCGGUCAAUUCUUUGUGACCACCGAGUUACUGGAUAUCGAAAGUAUUAGGUAUCUCGACCAUACUCAGCUGUUAGGAGAGCCAUUUCUCAAGCGUACGUUCAUGGGCGGCCACAUUUUCAUGCCAGCGCUUAUCGACACUGCGCUGUGCCAGUGUUACUUUAGCUCACAUAUUCUGGAUGUGCUGCGACAAAUGACGUUCAGCCAUGCCGACGCAGGACCACUGCGCACAUUCAAACCUGGUCGCCUGAGCUUGCUGUACAUCCCUGACCGCUUCAUUGGUAAGCGCUAUGACACGCUUGUGUUGACACUGAUGAAGCGUCACGGUGCCAUACCUUUGGGCAUUUACCGCAUAGUAUCGCAACGUGGUCAGGCAUUCGCUUGCGUCUUAUGUAACCCGGCUCCCUACAUGCCAUUGCUAAGUUCUGACGCUGUAUAUGUACUAGCACCGAUCAUCCCUGGAUGGAAGCACGUAACUGAGGGGCUACGAAACCUUCGCAUCGAGCCUCAUAGUGGCAUAUCGGGCUCUACCGGCCAGUCGAAUUCGCCAACAUCGGCAGGGACAGACAAGAAUGGCAAAGGAUCCGGCACCAACCAAUCUCGGCAUACAGUGUACUUUCAUGACACGAUGGACCAUUCGAAUGAGGAAGUGGACCACGGUGCCAUCGCCGACGUCGAAGUGAGUGAUGAUGCCAAUCGAAACACUGGAACUGCCAUUCCCACUCGCCCUGCAUCCAAAAUGGCAUAGAUGCGAUGCUCUAGAUUCAUUAGCAAUAGAAACACAUAGGUGCACAAAUCACAGCUAGAUGCUGCGCAUAUACUCAAAAG
This is a messenger RNA of Linderina pennispora, 3459 nucleotides long. RefSeq lists its product as uncharacterized. Lineage: Eukaryota; Fungi; Kickxellomycota; Kickxellomycetes; Kickxellales; Kickxellaceae. Gene Ontology annotation, cellular component: membrane. The coding region runs from base 71 to 3379 and encodes 1102 amino acids. The transcript has 3 exons. Gene Ontology annotation, biological process: potassium ion transport. The record is from RefSeq and is a predicted model, not a curated record.